Messenger RNA from Trichoderma citrinoviride, 1458 nucleotides. RefSeq lists its product as hypothetical. The record is from RefSeq and is a predicted model, not a curated record. The transcript is spliced from 10 exons. NCBI's taxonomy places the organism in Eukaryota, Fungi, Ascomycota, Sordariomycetes, Hypocreales, Hypocreaceae. The coding region runs from base 1 to 1458 and encodes 485 amino acids.
AUGAUCGAACAAGACAAGCAUUGCGGCCGGAUUCUAGGCCCAGAUCUACAUCUUUUGGCCGUUUGCUGGUCGAGCCACCUACUUCUCAUCAGACCUUGGUCUGUACUGGCGGCUGACAGGGUAUGCCAACAUUGGCCUUAUGCUGAGCUGCUCCCUCUGAAGCACUACCCGCCGGCAGAAUCAUUUUGUUCCCACUACUAUCCUCUGCCUCCUACAACCGUCACUCGAACGGUGACGAAGCCGACGACUGCAGUUGUGACCGUCUCUAAGCCUGCUCGAACGGUUACGUCCGCCACCCGCGUCACCACGUCGACCAUUUACACCUCGACAUCGACUGCGUACAUCUACACAACUACAGUGACUGCUACAGCUACCUCAGGAACCUCGACACGGACUGUUCACACCGGCACGGAAAUUGACACGGUCUACACCCGGACGAACAUUGCCACUGAGUACACUUCGACUUCGACCGACUACCAGACUACCGGUACCAACACCAUCACCAGGAUCGUUGCUACACUCCCUUCGACGACGACAACCGCAACCAUUACUGCUUUCACCACGGAACAGGAAACUGUGACGGUCUCUUCUGGAACCGCUACCGCUUAUACGACUAUUGACACUGGCUUGACAAGGCGACAUCAGCAGAAGCAUCAUGAUUUCCGCGAGGAUCUCCUGCCAAGACUGGCUGCCUGCCGGAGGGACACCCUGAAGACUGCAUGCUCAUGUCUUGGAGUUCAUCCGCCUACGCAUACCAUUACGGCCACGGCCAAGUGCACUCAUACAUCGUACAGGACUGUAUGCGCCACCAAGACUGUGAAUGUCGUCGGUACGGUGACGGCCAAAAAGGUGUCUACGUCUACUAUCAAGACGGCCUCUACAACCACUACCUCCAUCCCUAAUGUCAACACGGUGCUGGACGUCGAGACGGCUACCACCAGCAUUGACUCCCUCUCAACAUUGUCAACGGUCUUUGUUACCCAAGUUCUCACUGCUGCCACGACGACGAUUUCUGUCACUUCUUUCUCGGAAGUCGAUGUAGCAUACACAACGACAUUGCCUACCACAUCCACAAAGACUGUUAUAGUACCUCUCGCCACCACGACUGUCUCGACCACCUCUUCGUACACCCGCAUCUAUGGCCCGGUAAAUGGAUGCGCCUAUACAAUGGCUGACUUCAUCGAUCAGUAUUCGCAAGACAUCCCCGCCGGCACUCCGCACACCGCAAGAGCCGCCAUCUGCGCUGCCUUUUGCGAUCGAACACCCGGCUGCAUCACGGUUGGCAUGAAUUGGUUCCCGUCUUGUGGUGCGAACGGCGAGUCUGUGUACUGCAUCGCUUCAUCCAUUACAUGGGGAGGACCGGGCACGAUGCAAUGCGGCAUUGGAACGGGAUACAAUGGGUGCUCCAUCUACCAGGAUGGCACUGUCUACCAGAAAAGUACUGUUACAAGUACUUAG